ACCUGCCGGAGCUCUCACGUGGCUCGCCGGCCUGCCGCGCUGGAGGGCAGUCACGUGACUCGACACCUGCUGUUGCUGGUGGCGCGGCGCGUCACGUGAGCGCCACUCCGGGCGACGGCGUUCGCGUCUCCAAGGGCGACGGCCGGCGGGCGGGGCCAUGGGGGAGGCCAGCGGCGCGCGCGACCCCGAGCAGCUGCGGCUGGAGCUGGGGCAGGAGGAGCGGAUGACGUCAGACUUCCCCAUCAGAUCAAAGGAAAUCUCCAGGGAAAAUCAGGCGGCUGUCGUAAGCAUGGAUGGUUAUUUACUAGUUAGUUCAUGAUGCCAGAAAGCAAUGGGAAAUGCUGGAACUCUCAAUAUUUGAAUUGAGAAACACAGUAAUGGAGCUGGAAAAACAAUUUGGCAGUGUUGAGGAUGAAGGCAAUGAAUGGAAAACUAGAUAUGAAACACAAGUUGAACUAAAUGGACAGCUAGGAAGGCAAAUUGGUCUCCUUCAGAAAAAGAUGGAACAUAUUCAUGGAAAUCCAACAGAUAGAUUGUCCUCCAUUCGCUUCUUUGAUCAAAUGCCUGUGGGCUCCUUAAAUCAGUUUGUUAAACAACUAGAAAAAGAGAAGAAAAAUCUCCAAAGCCAACUGAAAGAUUAUGAGCUCAGACUGGAACAAGAAGCAAAGGCUUACCACAAGGCCAGUGAUAAGAGACGUAUAUACAUAGCAGAGAUUUCACAGACAUCAGCUAUACUUAAAGUUGCUGAAAGACAGAAAAUGGAUGCAGUGUCCAGCAAAAGAGAGAAUCAGAUAUUAAGAGGAAGAUAUAAUGUUCAAGAAAACAAGAGAAUAUUGGAUCCCAAGAAAGGACCAAUUAAAAAGACAGCAGGAGUGAAGAAACUUCCAAAACUAAAACAGUGAACAAAUAUUCUUAAUAAGAACUUCCAAUUGCUUCUUUUGUUGUUUUUAAACUGAAACUGCCUUCAGUAAAACUGAACAGAAUUGUUUUGGGCAAAUUCAAACUAAAAUAGCUACUAAUGGAUCUUUAUGUUUUCCAGUAACUUCAUAAGUCGCUGUUCUAAGGGAAAAGCGCUCCCUAUGUAGUAGUCUAUCUCUGAAUUCUCAGGUGUGGCCCUUGACAAACUGAUUGCUGUACAUGAAAAGUUAGCUCAUACAAAAUCAAGUCAGGUGGCUCAGAUAAUCGGUUAAUCAUCAUAAGAAUGGUAGAUUUUUCUCCCCUUGACUGUACAAUCAGUUACGAAAAACGGCUCCUUUCUGAGCUCUCUAUUACGGAGAUUAAGAGGAUCCAUGUGGCUUCAAAGAGUAAUUUUAUCACCUAAACCCAGUGAGCCUAUGAGAAGAAUCCUUAUUCUGCAUAGGAGUAAUCAGAGUGUGUCCCCUCUGUCUUAGUCAUAGGAUGGCAGAAGUUUCCUUCCCAGCCCUUGGAGCUCUUAACUGAGCACUACUUAAAUGAGACCAAGCUUGGAGCCAGUCUGUCAUUCCAUCUACAGCCUUGAAGAAGAGUUCUUCUGUUAGGUUGUGUUAGAUUGUACAAGCUGCCUGGUUCUUUCAGAUUGACUCCAGGACUGUCACUGGCCACACUAAAGGGCACUGAAAGAAGUGAUAUUUGUUGUGCAUUUGGCCCCUUGAUGGCAUGGCUGUAGAGGCUUUGACAGAAAUGUAUGGUUGCUGAAUACUUUAAAAAGUGCCUGAUGGCUUGACAAAUUGACCUUCAUUUAAUGUAGGUUCAGAUGAAGGCGCCCCAAAGCAGAACACCUUCAUUAACUUCUGUUUGUGUGCAUAAGCAGAGCUGGGUUGAUGUAGCCCAGCCGCACCCCCAGUGCUUUCUGCAGCCUGGGAGCAGGGGGAUGGUGGAGGAGAAGGAGCUCUGGUAUGGGGUUUGCCUGUCUUGCACUGGAUGGGGGGUGUUUGGAUUGGAGCCCUCCUGAGGUGAGGGACUCCAGUCUACCCGCCCUGCCUUUCAGUGCAAGCUGGGUAAACCCCAGACCAGAGCUCCUUCCCCUCCCCACAUCCCCACUCCUAUCCUAUAGACAGCACCUGAGCUGGGGUGGAGAUGCAGGAUGGCAGGACUAGGGAAGAAAGGAUGUGUGUCUGUAGCCUUUCUCCCCUGAAAUGGCUCCAAACUAGAGCUCUCCAGGGAAAUUCUGUUGUGUUUGGGGGGGUUGGGGGUGUCACUGUAAUUUAUGGUGCUUUCUAUGAAGCGCCAUGAGUUACAGUGGGGAGCUGUAUGUCUGUCAGCACCCAAACAUUGCCUUAUUGCAGUUUUGUCAUUCUUUGCUUCUGUUAUUUGUAUGCCUUGGGACUCCACAGUUAUUUCCAGCUGGAUUUCUCCUUUACUGUGCAGAGAAACAAAAAAUAAAAUUUGGUUUAGAAAAGUAUUAUAUUCUGCAUGUAAGGGUGAAGUGUUAGAGUCAUUAAGGCAUCUUGCUACAGCUCCACAUGCAUAAGUUCAAGCCUUACUCAGGACUUGUGCUGCAGGCUGCCCCCAUUCAACCCACCUGUAAAUGGGUACAUGGUAAUUUGGGCUGGGGAGCAGGAGGCAGCUGAAGGUGAAUGCUAGCCACUUUGUUCCCUUGUGUGCCAUUGGCUAUGGAAACUGGUGAAUCUUACCAGUAGUAGCCUGAUGGAUCUUCCAGACUGACUCUUCACAGAAUAUCUCACUCUUAGAGAAUACUGUAUAGGAAAUAUUAUUUUGAAUUCCUCUGUACAUAGAUUGAUUCCUAGUGUUUGUAUUUUAGUAUCUGAAAUCUGAACUCACAAAUUGAUGCUGUCAUCUAACACCCUGAUCCUACAAAAACUUGUCUGUAUUCUGUGGUAGGACUCUAGCCAUGUUCUUUGCAGGCCUGUGGCUUGAGGUAGCACCAGCCUCUUACUCUUGAACUUUAAUGUACCUCUGAGGAAUCAUUUGAGCUAUUUUGAAUUGUAUCUUUAAUCUUAAGAAUUACAAUUACUGCUUCAAUUUCAUUACUAACAGUAUUUCAGUAAUUAAACUUUGGCAGGCUUUUCUUUUAACUGGAGAGCAAUGGGGAGAAUGUUUUGGUAUUUAAACUUAAAGCCCUUUAGGUUACAUUUCAAAAGCACUCUCCAGAGUAACUGUGAUUGAUAUGCUGUCUUUUAUUAUUUUAAGAGCUUCUGUAGCUCUUCACAUUAUUUAGUAAAGAUCUUCGUCUCUUUAAGAACAAUACUAAUACAGUAAUGUCUUAUUACCGCCAGCACUAAAAGUUGCAAUUAAACUC
Messenger RNA from Alligator sinensis (Chinese alligator), 3238 nucleotides. It is a transcript of the gene CCDC169, whose product is annotated as coiled-coil domain containing 169. Bases 339 to 902 code for a protein of 187 amino acids. The transcript has 9 exons. Lineage: Eukaryota; Metazoa; Chordata; Crocodylia; Alligatoridae. The record is from RefSeq and is a predicted model, not a curated record.